CAGUAGCAAAUCUCCGCCGUCGUCAGCAGCCAUGUAUCUCCAGACGCGUGGGCCGAUCGUCAGUGAGCAAACGCCCUUGAACAACACGAUGGCCAAGAAGGACAGCUGCGACGAGAACACGUGCGACCUCAAGGAAGAGCGUCGCUGCAAUGACAUCCUCUUUGCCAUUCUCUACCUCCUCGCCUUUGGCGGCGUCCUCGUGCUCUUUGCGACCUUGUCGUCCGAGGUGCUCGACUACGCCGGCGACAAGCUCGUCCAGGAGCACCACAAGUACAAGUACGCGCUGCGCAUUGCCGGUGCGAUUGCCGGCGGCUCGGUGCUCCUCUCGCUUCUCUGGACCGGCAUCAUGCUCGUCAUGGGCAAGCUCCUCAUCUGGAUCGCGGCCAUCACUGCGAUCGUCGGCACGUUUGUCGCUGGCGUCUUUGGCUCCAAGUUCCUCUACGACAACGGCGACGAGACGUUCUUUUGGUGCCCCGUCGCGCUCGGGUCGCUCCUCUCGAUCAUCAUGACUGUGUACGUGUGCUGCAUUCGCCGCCGCAUCGCGUUCGCGUCGGCCAACCUCAAGGUCUCGUGCUCGGCCGUGCUCCGGUACCCGGUGAUCCUCCUCAUUGCGCUCGCGGCGACGCUCGUCCAGGUCGGCUGGGUGCUCAUCUGGGCGGUCGCCACGUACGCGGCCGUGAACCACGGUGAGUACACGAGCACGGACGGCAAGGGCUACAACGGCGCGCAGAAGUUUGGUAUCUUUACGCUCAUGCUCCUCGCGUUCUUCUGGACGCUCUUUGUCAUCCGCAACGUUGUCCACGUAACGACGUCGGGCACGGUUGCGGCCUGGUGGUACAACGCCGACAACGAGCGCAAGUCGAUGACGAGCACGACGGCCCUCUGCCGCGCGCUCACGCUUUCGUUUGGCUCGAUCUGCUUUGGCUCGCUCGUCGUCUCGAUCAUCGAGACCAUCAAGACGAUCCUCGAGCUCUUCCGCCACGCCGCCUCCAAGUCGGGCAACUCGGUCGCUGUCUGCCUCCUCGGCUGCCUCGAGUGCAUCAUUGGCUGCAUCUCGCGCAUCGUCCAGUACUUCAACAAGUACGCGUACUCGUACGUCGGUAUCUACGGCUUUAGCUUCAUCCGCGCCGGCAAGGAAACGUACGAGCUCUUUGAAAAGAUGGGCUGGUCCGCCGUCGCCAACGACUCGCUCAUCGACAACGUGCUCCUCAUUGGCUCCGUCAUGGUCGGUAUGGUCGGCGCCGCCGCGGCCUACGGCGUCGUUGCGUGGGAUCGCGCCAACAACAACAGCCUCUGGACGCAGAACCUCGACAAGCCGCAGCUCGUGCUCGGUAUCACGGGCCUUUUGAUUGGCUUUUCGAUCUGCUACAUUGUCAUGGCCGUCAUCAACUCGUCGGUCGCGACCGUCUUUGUGCUCUUUGCCGAGGACCCGCACUCGCUCCACCACUCGCACCCAGAGCACCACGACACGCUCCACGAAGCGUGGAACGACAUCUACCCGGAGGAGUACGCCAAGAACCCCCACGGCACCAAGAAGGACGAGACCAAGGCGUAAGUUUCGUCUACGAUCUAGAUCUCACGUCUGUACUACAUCGGGACGAAUGGCGACAUCAGUUUUGAUCUGUGCUA
Messenger RNA from Saprolegnia diclina VS20, 1629 nucleotides. RefSeq lists its product as hypothetical. Gene Ontology annotation, cellular component: membrane. Gene Ontology annotation, molecular function: transmembrane transporter activity. Bases 32 to 1555 code for a protein of 507 amino acids. NCBI's taxonomy places the organism in Eukaryota, Oomycota, Saprolegniomycetes, Saprolegniales, Saprolegniaceae. The record is from RefSeq and is a predicted model, not a curated record. Gene Ontology annotation, biological process: transmembrane transport. The transcript has a single exon.